CGGACUCAGCUGUUUCCCGCCACCAGAAAUCGGCUGAAAGUCGGCAAAGUGUGUUGUGCGGAUUUUUCGCUCUCGGUCUCUCACUAUCGGGUGAGUCGAAGCUACAACUGUUCUGCUGUGUUCCCCCUUUUCAUCAAGCAUUGUGGGUAGUUUUUUCUGUGCAUUCAUCUGAUUCGAUUGAAACGUCAGGAGGUAAAAAAAGAAGAGUGUGUUUGCCUGGAAAAACAACAUUGUCCGCACCGUGAAUAGUCUCGUGUGUGAUACUAGGAAUCGCUGGUGAUUAGUUCGAGAUUAGUAGUAGUAGGGGAACCGUGCGCGAGAUUGCAGCGGCAAAAUCGGAAGGAUACCCAGGCCGCGGGCCGGGUCAUCAUCGCCAGAACUGAAAUUCGGUCUCGUGGUCGCGCCGUGUCGUGCCGUGCCAGUAGAAGAACGCGUGUGUGUUUAUACAUAUACGGAUGUUACGUGCGCGCGACAUGCCACACGUCGUCAGUGGGGUUGCGGUGCGCGGGUGAACGUAUAGAGCAGCGGUGAGUGAGCAAGAAUAAAUAUUGUUUUGCGGUGCGACAACGACGAGACGGCCGCCCCGAUUGACGGUGGGUUCAAUUAUUGUUUUUUUUUUGGGUUGCGAACCACCACCCUCGUGCGGUUUCCUUUCCCAUAUCAACGCCAGUUUCUGGUAUCGGCAACAGUCCGUGUCAUCAAUCAGCUGCUGCUGCUGCUACAUUGUAGUAAAAUUAAGGUGCGCGGUGACGGUGUGAUCAAAGAAGGCGCAGUUCAGCAGUAAUCGCAACAACUGUUACUCAAUAUAUUCGGGGGAGUCUGAAAACAAUAACAGAAGGAGUAAGCGGAGUUAAAAGGCGCAAGUGUGAAAAAUAAAGUGCUGACCAAAGUGUACGAGCAACCGGUGUUGGAGAACCAGAAUAAUAUUUAUAAUUUUCUAGAGGAUGUCGGCUCCGAAGUAGGGCAAAGAAAAAGUUCGAAUUGAAGGCAAUCAAAAAGUGAUUCUGGGGAGUUAAGAAGAUAUCAAGUGAAUUGUUUCUGCUACUGCUGGAAUUAGCCACAGCAACGCACGCAGAGAGCAGUAAGCCGCAGAAAAGUGAUCCCCGUUCUACUAGUGUCAGCGGUGUGGUGUGGUGGUAUCACCGUGAUAUUUGGAAGAUUUCGGUGUACGGCGCUUUUGUGCGAGGGAGCAAUCAAAAUCUAUCCGGUUAAGCUCCAAUCCAACCUGAUUCAGCUACUAUUAACAACUACGACUUCCGGUAGUGUUUAUACAAGUGUACCUCCGGAUCUGAACGGGAGUGAGUGCGCGAUAGUAUCGUGGGUUCCACCAUCUGGAUUUUACUAUGUCCGUUGACGGUUGGUGUAAAAACAGCGAAGACAACAUGCAGGAUAUCAUCGUUGAGGACGAUGCUGUGAGGUUCUGUCGGGUCACUACCGAGGAAGGCGGAGGUGGUGACGGUACCAUCGGCAGUAACAACCCCACAGGUCACAGCAUCACGAUGGAUAAGGAUGAGAAAAGGAUGCGCCGGGAGAUUGCCAACAGCAACGAGAGAAGACGCAUGCAGAGCAUAAAUGCCGGCUUCCAGAGUCUUCGGCAGAUGCUGCCCCAUCACGAGGGCGAGAAGUUAAGCAAGGCUGCGAUCCUUCAACAAACAGCCGAGUACAUCUACGCUCUGGAGCAAGAGAAGACGCGUCUCCUGUCGCAAAACUGUCAGCUAAAGCGAUUGCUCGAUCAGCAAGACCACAAUGGAGCGGUUGCGGCUGCUGAACUCCAACAAGCGACAACCCAAACUGUUCCGGGAGCUACCACUGUACUGACAACAGCAACAGUACCGGCAGCAGCAGCAGCAGCAACAGCAACGGCAACGGUAGCCAAUACGACGGUUGCUCUUCCUCCUGCUCCUCCAGGAACAGUUGCGACGGGAGGAGGAACAAACCAGGGGCAAGUUCUGGUGGCCACGGUUGCCAAGAAACGUAAAAUUGACGCCAUCAUGACGGUUCAACCGGUGUCGGAUUCAUCCGAUGAAGGGUUGGGUUCCAUGUCACCGGAACCGGUUAGUCUCAUGCAGGUCGUGAACAAUGCUACCGGACAAACCCUCGUUGCAACCACGGUAAACGGCCGGGCUUGUGGCACUUUCAACGUCUCAGCCAAGGAUUAUUUGGACAUGAAGCACCAGCUGGAAAUCGAGCGACGGCAGAAGGCUGUUUUUGAAGAUAGGUUGAAGGCCUUGGAACGGCAGAUCUACCCGGCCCGGGUACUAUACCAGGACCAUCCGGAUAUGUCUGACGCGAGAGAAACUUACGAGGAAAUUACUGUGUCCACCAUCCAAAAGCCAAUGACUGGAAAAGUUGGUAAGGAAAUUGAAAACGUCCAAUUGAUCGAAUUGGAUGCUGUGGUGCUAGGCAAGAAGCAGCUGGUUGUCUGCACUCCGGAAAUCAUCGAAGAAAUGAUGCCGAACCCCAUUCAAAAGUCAACGAUCGUUCCAAUAAAAGAAGAAAAGGUGUUCAUCAAACGAUCACGGUCACGAUCACCAACAAUUGAAACAGUUGUAACGCUCCCUCCGAAAAAGAAUCGCUACCCAACCAUCCUUGAGGCAGCAAUCAAAGCCGAACCGAAGGUAGAAGUUGAACGCAUAGAUUCGCCCUCAUCCAUCGUUGUCAGCGAUGAUCAUCUGUCCCAUCUAUCGAGCAGUAAGCUGGUAACCUCACAGCAGCAACAGGCAGCAUCACGCAUCAACACCUGUCGUCACAAUCUGGAAACGAUAGUCGAAGCUAUCAGGCAUCUCGAGGGAGAUGCAUUUGAUGCCGUCGUUCCCGGUGGUCAUCAACAGCAAAGUCAAGCUUCAACUGCCCAUCCCCGUCAAGUGCAGGAAGUUCCUCUUGCUCUCACAACCUCUAGCAAACAUCAGCAGAAGGAACGCGAUCAGCGCCAAAGCCAACUGGAGCCCUACCUGAAGUUCCGAACGGCACCCCCGGUUGGUACCUGUUCCCCGUCAGUCACCUCCAUUACCUCCUCCUCCGCAGCUGCUGCUACUGCUGCUUCAUCAUCUUCGAACAGUGCGAACAAUGCCAGCACUAUCAGCAAUCCUGCGAUCGUUUCCGUUUCAAUCACCCCAACAAUCAGUUGCAGUUCAUCCCCUUCAUCCGCAUCUGCUCAACAGACCGCAUCCCAAAUCCUCCAGCAGCAUCAACAAAGUCGACCGGGUGUGAUCGUGGUUAAGCAGAACUCAUGAUCAGUAUCCAGCAACAAUGCUUCAUCUUCUUCUUCAGCAGCAGCAGCAGCAUCAUCAACAUUAUCGUCUUCGUCGUCGUCAUCAUCGUCAGUGGUAGCCGUGUCUGGAACGUCGUCAGCUGCUGUCGGUGCGAUUGUAAUCAACAACGGCAAGCAAGUUAAGAUCGUCAACUGUAAGAGCGGCACAACUAGCGGCUGCAGCAGCCCCAACACCAACACCAACGCCAUUGUCGGAGGAGGAGGAGGAGGCGGUGGUACCUCAAACGUGAUCAUUAAAUACCACCAUCAUCAACAGAAUCAAUCGACGAACCACGAGGAUAAGCAACAACUAGGCAGAUAAGACUCGCGCUCAAGGGACGCAAACAAAGGAAAAGGAACCAUUUUUGUUGAUUAUUUUUUAUACAUAUUUUUUCGCUUCUGCAACGUUUAUAUUCGAGCCCAGUUUUCCUUCGUUACCCCCAGAACCCCAGUUCCUGACAGGUUGCCCAUUCUUCCGGUAUUUUGCGUAUACUAAGAUGUGAUUUUUAUAGCAAUCUAUAUUUUCAUAUUUCUCCCCUAGUUGUAGAAGACAGUUUUUAAGUUUUUUUUUUAGACAAACAAAAGGAAAGCUAGGAUGACCAUAACCAGAAUUGAUAGUUCCGAUAACAGACAACCAGAACACACAAUGUUUGAUUUAAACGCUGAGUGAAUGACGAAAAGAGAGGAUUAUUCAUAGUACCUAAGCAUCCUUAACCCGCGUUGACCAACCCGUUGAUUUUUUUUAUCCGUGUUGUGCAUCCUUGAAAUGCAUACAUACAAGAAACAGAACUAAAGGAAAUAAAAUCGGAUGACAAAAGCUGCAACAACGUAGUGUUAGCAAUGCAGGAUUGUAUCGUAAUUCGAUGGGCUACUGACAGUUACACUAAACACUGGGGGUCCGAAUCCCUUACCCGACUUUGCUAUGCUCCAUGAUGGAACAAUUGUCUGUUUCUGAUAUUUCUACUCUAAUACCUACACAACAAACGUUCUGGGAGUGCAUCCAAAUUGCUUUCAGAUAGGUAUAUUAUUGGACCAAACACGAUAUUUUCUUCACUCAGCUUAUAUAUGCAUGAACCUGUUCAUUGUCUAUAGUCCACCAGAUAAGUUGAAAUAUCGUUGACAACGAUAUUCACCGGAAACUGAGGAAGAAAACAUCGUGUUGCUGCGUCUCGUGUCUGAUAGGUCGUCCGUCAGAGCGAAAUAUGGGUCGAUUAAGAGAUGGAGAAACAGAACGAGAUAAAGGUGUCAAGCGCCGGGAAAUACUAAUUAAGAUAAAACUAUAGGUUAGGGUAGGGAUAGGUUCGUUGAAUGCUAAAUUGAAAUAUUGAUACAGUCACAUAAACAUAACUAAUAGAUAAUGCCACUGAUAACGCAUAGCAGGGUCUGGAAAGGGAGCGGAUGAGGAUACCCCGAUUUUCGCGAAUUUAAGUUUUUUGGGGUGUGCCUCAACACAAAAUUCUGUGGACUAUCGCGGAGCAGUAUGAGCUGGUAUCAAUUGAAUGUUAUUUGCGAAAAGAAUUCCGGUGAGCAUGGUCGAGAGUUAGGAUUCGAAAUAUUUUGGCUGGUAAUAAUUAUAGUUUCUUCCGAUUUGUUGAAAUUCACAAGUUUGAAAAUCGUGUUUCAUUACGACAUGAAAAUCAAUAGUUUAUUUAAUAACCAUAGAAUACAAUGUUAUUUGAGGACUACGUUCGAUGUAAGUCAUUUAUAUUUCUUGAAAAAUUGCCAAACAUUUCUCUUGGUGCUAUUCAUGAGAUUCUUCACAAUAUUAGUGGUUACGUUUUGGAUGGAAUAGACUGCUCUCCUAACGUUACUCAAAUACCGUUUAAUUAUUGCUCAGUACCUUUGAAUGAGGUGCAGCUCGGGGCAGUAGAGAGGAUUAUGUCAUUUUUUCGACAAAAUCAACGUUUUCGGAGCUAGUAAUCUUUACCAUUGACUAUUGUGAAAAACAAUGCCCUUUUGAUACCACAUGAACGGAUCGCUUGCCACACCGAAUUUUUCUAUCGGGGAUAGCUACUUAAAUCGAUGCAUUUUUUCAACUUCUAUCCUGAAUAUAUUCGGGUUGCCCUGUAUCGUUGUUUUAAGAAGUACGUUUCGGAUUCAGUAUAGUCCUGUGGCCAUCUUCACACUCCUGACUUUCGCUAUCUCGAUCUGUUCUUUGUUAGCUAUUGGCUUCUUCUUCAUAAUCAUCCUCCUUAGUGUACAGUGGAAGCGACCAAAUCGCAAGCUCAUGCUACGAUAAAAGUCAACCUUCAUUUGCUCUAAGCUGGCAAGCAUCUUUUAAGUCGCACAGCUGGGGCCUUUAUCUUCGCCAUGGCGACUGUGUAGUGUAGGCGUUUCCCUUGGAUUCGCGUUGGCUUUGUGGUAAAGCUCCUCAAUGCAGGUUUUCUUGCAUAGCUUGAUUGUUUUGUUGAGAGCGGUUGUUGCAGCUCGUUCCCCUCGUUCGGUGACUCUCUAACUGCUUCUCUAAGUUUGGAGGCAACUUAUACGUAGAUCGGCAAUCGUCGUAUUGCACCGGGAGCCCUUUUUUCAGUUUCGGUCGAAUCGCAAACUCUUGUUAGUACUGAGCAGUAAAGUUGAAGAAGAUGCUCUCAAAUUUAUGUUCUUUGACGAACACGUCCUUGUGAAAGAGCGCCGUUUUACAUCUUCAAUCGUUCCUCGCACGUGAGCGUUGUUAUCAAUGUUGUUCCGAAUAAUUUGAUGGUUGCUGUGGGUAUCUCGCGUCGUUUUCUUGGUUUCUAUCUCCUCCCGCCUCGCAACCUGCCAAGCGGCCGCAUCGGGGCUUUCAAUAGCUGCGGAGUAGCUUUGGGGUUCUUCGCUUGCAUGCUUCCUCACGCCAGUGACAUGACGAUAUCGUACAGGGGGAAUAUCUUUCGUUUGACGUGUCGAUUUUCUCGGUUCGGUCGACUCAAUAUCACCUUCGCCGAGGAGGGGUGGCUCAUUGUCUCUAAAACCUUCAAACUCAUCAUUCACGUUCUCGACGGCUGAAUCAUGAUCUUUGGCAUCCUCCGCUUCCGGUUAAGCAUAUGGUAAGGUUGGAUUGCUUUUGAAACCAAUAUCGAACGGAAUUUCCUCACCUCUCUUACCAUCGGUGGGCUCCUCCGUUGAAUCGCUUGUCGUAUCAUUUUCGACGAACUUGGCCUCUCAGUUCACGUAGACUUUUCGGACCCUAUUCUCACAGCCCCGUGACUUAGUGACUAGAGGGAAAUUUUCUUCUAGUCACUAGGUGACGUGACUGUAAGAAUAGGACAUAUGGACUUGUCCAGGAAGCGAUAAGCUUUAUGCUCCGAUGAAACCACAAAUGCCAACUUUUAUGCUGUGGCUUCCAGUUUCUUCCUCUUUAGGUGAUCGACCUUACCCAGUAAACUAAAAGGCGGCUAGGCGGGUUAAACUAGAUGCUGGCGAUCGGUAGGCUAUUGAAACUUUGUUCUAGGCUAUCCGCCGUAACUUUCCCUUUACUGUAUAAGUGGUGAGGGCAGGAUGAACGCUAGUCCUAAACUCGAACGGCGUAACAUCGACGGGUUUCGUUGGCAACACGUUCUGGAGGUAUGCUGCCGUGUUUAGAGUUUCUGUCCAAUAACGUUGAUCUGGCUGUGCAUCAAAAGCAUUCUACGCUCCAUUUCCACAAGGUAACGAUUUUUUUUGAUCCGCGAUGCCGUUUUGCUCAGGGCUGUAUUCCACGGUACAUUGAGCUGAAACCCCCUCUCGCUUAUAGAACAUACGCAGUUGCUUUCCGCUAUAUGCACCGCCCUGAUCAGAGCGGAUUUUCUUUGGUUUCGCCCAAAGAGUUUUGACGUACUGACCAUACUCUUCGAUCUUCGCGGCAACUUCCGACUUCUCUGUCAAGAGCUAUAUCACCAGCUAUGAUCAUAGUCAUAAAGUAUCGGUAACCACUAACCGACGACACUUCUACCGUAUGAUGUUUAAUCUGGUACAAACCCCCUCUUUUAAACGCGCCACAGCAAUGGUAGUGUUUCCACGAAGAAUCCUACAACCGGAUGUGUCAAAAACAGCUGUAGCUUGUUCCUGGACUAGUGCCGGUACAGACAACAGAUUCGCCAAACUAAUGUUCAUUUCAUGACGAUGUCCUUCUUCAUCAACGCACUCGACGACACAGGAACCUUCUCCGCAAACAUUCGCUUGUUUACCGUCCAGUAAGUUAACAAAAAUUUUACUUUCGCGCAGCUCUCGGAAAUGUCUUUUGCUGAUUUCGUUUUUAGAUUCUAAAACCGAAAACAGCAUUUGAUCUGUCACUGUGUGCCUAGUAGCACCGGAAUCGACGACCCACGGCUUUGCUGUGCCGCCAUUCAUUACUCCUCCUGUAGCGACUGCGAAUGAAACUGUCUCCUUCUUGUUUGUAGUUUUUUCGAGAUUUUGUUUCCUUCUCCGAAUAGCGGAUCAUCUUACAACUUGCUUUUGCUUUUUGUUGUUUUUGUCGCUGCCGACCAGGGUGGCCAGAACGAAUUCCAUAAUAUCGGUAAGGUCACUAAAAGUUUAUCGGUAGUUAUCGGUAGGCAGGGUUGUUGUCCCAAAAACGUAGUGUUGACAUAGAAUUGUAAAAUAAAAUAAAAAUGCAGAUCUCAGACUAAAUCCAACUCAAAAAUGAAUGUUGAGUAGGAUGUGUCCAAAAUCAAUAAAAAUCGGUAGUUUUCGGUAGGAAUAAGAAAAUAUCGGUAGUUUUCCCUUGCUCUUCUGUGAAUCGGUAGGGAAGACCAAAAUCAGCUUUCUUUUGACGAGCUCCAUUGUGAGGUCGUCAUCCGAUCGGCUUCCGAGUGCCGUAGUAAGGGUAUCGUACGAGCCGGGGGGACUUUUUAAAAUCAUCGCGACAGUAAGAUUCUUCUUGAGCUCCUGACUGGCGUUGAUCAAACGAGACCAACAGCUCCUCCUUCUCAAAUAGAUUUUCCGCCACAUCGUUGCCGUCUCCGAAACGUUUAUCGCAAAUCGGUUUUUGGCCAUGACACUUUCGACAUGAGGCUCGUCUUUUGGUGAUAAUUUUGCAGCGCUGUCCAGGCUUCUUUGGCCGAUCGUGAUGUACGAAUUAGUCCGUGCUGAUUGUCUUCGAUCAAUAAUCUGAUCGUGGCCCUUGCGCCAGAGCUCCUCACGAACGAGCAACAAUUCGACCGUAAAGCGCCAGGUCAACUUCUGCAGGGAACAAUGAUUUGGCACGCGUCAAAUGAAAAUAACGCCUACACUACGAUUUCGAGACGAAUGUAUCACGAUAUAAAAAAAUUUCGUUUUUUCUUUGCUGGACUCAUAGCCAGACGCAGAUUAGUGAUUAGGGCAGAAUAAAGAGAAUACGUGCUUCUUGUUGAAGUGAUGAAAACGCAAUUUUCCAUGCAAGAUGACGUCAUCUGAGUAAAAUGCUCGAAAAAAUGACAGUUCAUCGAGCUUGUUUACAUGGUGUUAGAAUUAAAAUCAAUUCGAACUAAGUUUUUUGUACUGGGUGAAAUCCAAAAUUUUGUUAGUCCAUGUAAACAAGAUCUCUGAACUGUUAGAAAUGUGAGGUUACACAUUUUCCUGCAAUGUGCUAUAGCGGUACUUUCCGAGCCCCAGCUCAACUGAAAUGACAUUUGGGGCGCUCUUUGUUUACUUGGCUGAGCAGCUGUUCACAGGUUUUCUAAGGGACAGCUGAUCAGCCAAGUAAACAAAGAGCGCACCAAAUAUCAUUCCGGUCAAGCAGCGGCUCGGAAAGUACCGCUAUAUAACACAGCAUAUUUUGUUUGGUGGAGUUUAUUAAUUUUAGUUACAUUAAAUCAAAUGUUAAAACGUGUAGCUCUUAGUAUGCGAAAAUCUUAAUUAAUUCUGUAGCAAUGGUCUCUACUGAUGAUCAGAUUUGGAAAGUUCUAAGGCCGAUGACAUGCUUACGCGAUUUGCGAAGCGGUAGCGGUAAGCGAAGCGAAUGCGUUUGACCUAUCUCUUUGGUGUGUGCAUGUAGAACGCGUAAUACUGUCAUAGUAAAAGCGGGGCGAACGCGGAAACACCAUGUAAAGUGAUCAGACGCGUCCGCAAACGCUUCGCUUUUCGCUUCAGCUUGUCAUCGGCCUAACAGCGAGCUGCAUGGAAAAUACACGUUUAUCAGUGGGAAAAGUUUCGUCCUGAUACGAUCAGUCAAAACUUGUGCUAGAUGGAAGACGAGAAAAAAAGGAUGGGUGGGUAAUGCCAGCGAAAUAACCGCAAUGAAGUAGAAUACAUUUGUCUUUUCCUACUAACUUCUGCCGUAAAUUAUCAUCGGAAAGUUUAAGUAAGUUGAUGGGAUUUUUUUUUAGAUUUGGUAAACCAAAUUAUCAAUCUUUGUUCAUCGAAUUCGAAAAAAGACAUGCAGUGUUUUGGAAUGUGCAAGUACUUCAAAACAAAAAUUUUCUCCAAAGUGAUAUUUGCAAGAACUGUUAUUACUUUAAUAGUAAAUUAUUUACUACAAAAAAUGUAGAACUAAAUCUUUCCUGUACGGGUUCUUCGGUCAUUAUCGAGUUCAGAAAUUAUUUUCCCCAGUCAAUCGAAUUUGAGUGUAGUGUGCUGAAUACUCUUUAUGCGAAACAUAAAAUAAUACAUCAAAGCGCUUUCCUGGGGAUGUGAUGGUUUCCAUUCCUAUUCCAUCUUGAAACUCCUAUAAAAAAAAUUCGAGCUGUUGUAUAUGCCCCCCCCGCUUUUAAGUAAGCACAAACAAAGUGCGCCCAUGCUUUAGAAAUACUUACAGAAGGCCUUUUUCGCUCCAACUAACCAAUCACUAGUUAGUCGUGCCCGUCGUCUGUUGCUCGGUGCGCCAAAUUCCCUGUAGCCUACAGGCAAUCUAGGUGGUUGCAGUCGAGACUGCGUUUCACUUCUCCACCGAUUGUCACAUCCGUUGAAUAAGGGUAUCAGGGGUUGUGUCCCAGCCGCAGACGUCGAGCAUUGCUCUUCUUUCGACUUUGAAACGAGGACAUACGAACAGUAUGUGUUCGGCAGUUUUGUCUGCACCUGGGCAGUCAGGGCAGGCGGGGACCUCCGCGACUGUCGGAAGCAGCCAUGGCCUGACAGGAAUUGUGUCAGAUGGAAGUGAACUUCCCCAUGGGGUCUGCCCACCAAGCUCGAUAUGCUAGGUAUCAGCCGAUGGGUCCACCUACCUUUCGUGGAGUUAUCCCACUCACGCUGUCAUCUGGCGACCGAGGCCACCCUGGUGCGCUCGCGGGCUCCUCUAGUUCCACGUAGCUCGAAGCACUCCUCGUCUUCCCGGAACGCCCGGAGCCCGACUGGCAUCAUGCUCGCUAUAACGCAGGAUGCAUCGUGUGAUACCGUGCGGUAAGCAGAUAUCACUCUGAGGCACAUGACGCGGUAGGUGCUGUCCACUUUCCGUAGGUGACUGGUUACCCUCAGUGCUCUUGACCAUGACGGGCCGCCAUACCUGAGGAUAGAUACGGCAGCGCCUGCCAGUAGCCUACGUCUACUGGCGCACAGCUUUGAGCUGUUGGACAUCAUCCUCGAUAGUGCCGCAACAGCAGUCGACGCUCUCUUGCAUGUAUAGUCGACGUGGCUGCCGAAGGUCAGCUUGUCGUCUAUAAUGACUCCGAGACACUUCAGACUCCGCUGUGAGGUGAUCACGACUUCUCCCAAAUGGAUAACUGCAUGUUGUGCCGACUUGCGGUUGUUGACGAUAACUACCUCCGUCUUAUGCUGAGCGAGCUCCAGGCCUCUCGCGCUCAUCCAUUCCUCCACCGUGUUGAUCGCGUGUUCUGCAGUUAGUUAUACCUCAGGGAUUGACUCCCCAUAGACCUCCAAGGUUACGUCAUCGACAAAGCCGACAAUUUUGCCCCCAGGAGGGAACUUCAGUCUCAGAGCCCCGUCAUACAUGAGGUUUCAUAGCACCGGGCCUAGGAUCGAACCCUACGGGACUCCGGCGGUAAUAGGAACCCUUUUCUGAUCGGCAUCGGUCUCGUAUAGCAGUACGCGGUUCUGGAAGUAGCUUUCCAGGAUCCGGUACAGACCCACCGGUAGGCUAAGCCGGUGUAACGAGAUGGCAUCACAGCACAUGAAUGCGUUCUUCACGUCAAGUGUCACUAACGCACAGUAUCGAAUGCCUCGCCUUUUAGUCAUCGAGUGUACACGACUCGAACCAUACCAUAGCAUUACUAUACUCGUUCGUUUUCACUAUACUCGCGCGCAAUAAGCUUUGCCCACAGCAAAGUAACGAAUACAAAUUCGAACAUGGUUAACGGUGUUCAACCGCUUAUUGUGCCGUCCGGACGUUAUAGCCGUGAUGCUGCUCGUUUGGCAGGCGAGCAACGAAUAAUACAAACGGACACGCGGCACUUCUAUUUAUAAAUUCACGUAUUCGAUUGAGUCUCUCAGAUGACAUCCCCCCAUAUUGACGACUCUAGCUAAGCAACGCACAAUCUGCGUUUGAUGGGCAAUGCUCAGUAAACUGAUGAAUUUUUCUACUGGAUUAUACCUUAUUCGUGCAGUUCAUUUGACGACAAAGAAGCCCUGCUAACAACGCUAGCUCGCUCGGUCGAAUAGUACUUAAUUACUUCUUUCACAAAAUCCAUUAUUUUCGUUAUUUGCACUAACUGUUCAUUCUACAGAAUUAGUUGAAACGGGACACCAGUAUUGAAAUGUUAGAAGUAUUCUACUUCCAAAAUUGAUCCUGCACACACCCAUGUAGAAAACUCAUGUCUGCAUGCUCCCGGAGAAAAGUUUUAUCUGGCUACAGUACAAGGUGCCCAGCAAAUUCUAGAUUGUUUACGACGAUAAAUUUGCCCAGAAAUUCAACUAGCAAUUAGGAAAGCUCAAAAAAUUAGCGGACUCAAAACUGCCCGCAAAUCUGCCAAAUUCAAAAGUAUUGGGCAAUUAUCAAGCGGAAGGUAAAGAAAACUGGAAAGACAACUCAGGACGCUGCACAAGUAGCUCGAUGUUGGAACAAAAUGCGCCUAAGGUUGACAGGUCAUUGUCGGAUUUUUCGAAGUGAGUGUGUAGGAAUAAUUUUGUUUUUCGUCUUCCAUCUUGAAAAACUUUUCAAAGACUGCACCUAUCGAGUCGAAACUUUCACAACUGAAUCAAGUGCAUUUGAUCCAGAUAAUUCGCUAUCACAACAUUCCGAAUCACCCCGUGUUGCAUUCUUUCGGAAUUGACUUGAUUUGUUUUGAAAUAUGUCUAACGCUGAUUUCCUUUUUAGGUACUGUCACUUUAGUAUAAAUUUUGUAAACAUUCGAGUGAACAGAGGGCGACUCGAUUCUAAAACCGAAAACAGUGUAAGUUCGAGAUUAAAAUUAAGGACAUUUGGGGUAAAAUAAAGAACGCUUCCUAAGCUCGUCAAAAUUAAGGUCAUGUCCUUUGAAAUAAAAGGACGAUUGGUAAACCUAGUGGAGGAGUAAUAAUAUACAUUGAGUCAAAUCAUGGAGGAUUGGUAAGGGUGCUACAUGGUUUGCUCCAAAGUUUAAAAAAUUCAUGUGCACAUGACAGCUUCGAGCGAAUCGAGAGCAGCGACUAUGAUGUAAAAUUAAAUCGGCAUUAGGUACGACAUAACUAUAACGAGAUCUCAGAUAACACAAAAAUGAAAUUUGGCGGAAACGAUGGGAGAUUAAGGGGCCAACUUUGUAUGAAACUCAAAAAAUCGGAAAAAAAUAUUGAAUAUUCUGAAAGUACAUGCUUUUGAAAGUAUCUGUGCGAAAUUUCAUCCACCAAAUUUCAAAUUACAGCCAUUUACAGCGAGCUGGUUCUUCCACGAAAAAAAGUUUCUGUCACACAAAACUUUAAACUCAUUUAUCGCGGAAUGAAUUUUUUUUUUGAAAAGUACCUUUGCGGUGAAAAAUUAUUCAUCCGAUCUUCAUAUUUUUUUUUUUGAAUUGUUUGUAUUUACAUUUUCGUGUACUUGAACGGUUACUUUUUCAUAAAAAAAAUUCGAUUCUUCGCAAUGAAUUUUUGUUUAAAAUUUGGAACUCCAAAAAACUUAACACUUUAACAAAAGCACUGUUUUGAGCGACUUAGUAAAAGUAACGGUAAAAGUGUUUAACAAAAAACUUAAUUUUUUGGUCAACAUGUUUUUUUUGCAAGAAAAUAAUUUUCUAUUGGGAACCGAUUUGUUUAAGUACAUCACAAUACAUUUUUUUUCAAUAAUCUUUUUAGUUUUUGGAUUUCAGUUGAGCGGUUCGGCUUGGAGAGCGUUCAUCGCAAACCUCUGCCAAAAACACGCUUCGGGGAUGGGCCAUAACUCCGACAACCUUGAAUUUUUUUAAUUCAACUUGGUUUUUCUAUAUUCGAUAGUACUACCAAUGAACUGUCUUUCGCUUUUUCAAAUAAAAUUUGUAUGACGCACUUUAAAAAAUCACGAACUUAGCUCACUUUUUCGCCACAACUUUGUAUAUAACCCCUUAAAUAUAAAAGUAUAACAAGAAUGACAAGACUAGGUACGAUAAUUUAGUAUCAACAAAAAUUAAUUUAUUUUAUGCGGAUUUCACUUUUAGAUUUAAGUCGCUCUAGCCCAAGCAACAAUUCACGCGUUUUUUUAAAGGGCCAAUAAGCAUACUGUCAAAAUUCACUUUGGGAGGAAAUUCUAGAAAAACGAAUUAUCGCCGAUUAUAAAUCACAGCAGGAAACGAAAGAGAAAACUUCUCUUUCAUAAAACGUUAACAUCCAGUCUCGACGAGUUACGGUUUGUCUGGAAUUUUCUCUCAAAGUGAAUUUUGACAGUAUGCUUAUUGGCCGUUUACAAAAAAACACGCGAUAAUUGAAGUUUUAUAGCACGCUAGAAGUGCAAUUCUCGACAAACAUACCCAGUCAAAAAGGGCAAGUUGCUGGCUAACGGGGGGCUAUUUGUCAACUCGGAUUCGCUAAUUGCCCUUCAAUUUGCCAGCAAAUUGCUGGCAAUUAGGGGGCUAUUUCAAAUGCAAUGCAACAUUUGGGCGAUUUGCCGCCGUCAUUUUUUAGCCGCUCUACCCGCCCUUUAAUCGCCCCUAAAUCGCCCAGGGAACGCGCCAUUUAAUCGCCCUUAAUUGCCUAAUAUGAAAAUUAUAAAUAAUACUUAUUUUCGGAUUCAUUAUCUACUCACAUAAACUUAUCACUACACUAGGUAAUCACCACCAAACUAUAGGAAGGAUCAAUGGUGAAAUUGGCAUUGCACACCAAAACUUACCACAAUCUGACUUUUAUUAAGAGUUUAGGUCAGAGAUCUUGUUCCACUAUAUUUACACACGAUUCCACAAUUUCCCACAUUCGUUGGCUAAAUGAAGUGCACUAGACAAACAAAAUACAAGCGAGAACACGCCAAUUCACGCGUGUUUUUUUGUAAACGGCCAAUAAGCAUGCUGUCAAAAUUCACUUUGAGAGAAAAUUGCGGCCAAACCGUAACUCUCCGAGAACGGAUGUUAAUAUUGUAUGGAAGAAAAAAGUUUUCUCUUUCGUCUACUGCUAAGAUUUAUAGUCUGCGGCUAAUGGUUUGUCCGGAAUUUCCCCUCAAAGUGAAUUUUGACAGCAUGCCUAUUGGCCCUUUUCAAAAAACACGCGAGAAUUGUUUAAAAAAAACUAUUUUAAGCUUAAGCCAAAAAUGAACCGCCAUGUUUGAAAAACGCGAAAAACAACCAAGUCCUUUUCAGCCGCCAGAAAAUUUGUCUAAGUGUUGAAAUCGCCUUUAAAUCGCAUUCGCAAAUUGCAUUUGUUCCUAGGGGCUAUUAGCUCAGGCGAGUUGAGUUAAACGUCAAACUGUUUAAAUCGCCUGACCAUGUUCGUCCGCAUUUUUUUUGACAGGGUAUGAUUACGGCCUAAAAGCCAACUGUCAAAAUCCACUUUUAAUGGAAAUUCCGGACAAACCGUUACUAGCCGAACACAGUUCACAACGGUUUAUGAAAGAGAAAACUUUUCUCUUUCGUUUACGACCAACAUCUGUGAUUGGCAUGUAACGGUUUAUCCGGAAUUUCCAUGCAAAGUGGUGGUUGACAGUAGGCUUUUAGGCCGUAAUCAUAUGUUUGUCGAGAAUUUAUGUUUUAUCAGUGGCUAUAAAACUAUCAUAAAACCACAAUUGCUACUAGGGAGGUUCGCGCCAAUAAUCGCUAAAUCCAUAUAAAAAUGACAGUUUCGAGCGGGCCUAGGGCGACUCUAAAGCUGAUUUCGUUUUUAAAUCAGUGUUGCUCUAGGUUCGCUCUGAGCUGUCACCUUUCUAUGGACCUAGGGCGACUCGAUUCUAAAAUCGAAAAGAACAUCAUUUAAAAACUGAAAACAGUAUUAGUUCAACCCCCCGUUGUCAUGGUGCCACUGGUGUGCCUCUUGCUGUAGUGACAGCAGAACAAAGUUUUACAAAUCAGUCUUGUGGUUUAACAACAGAAAGAAUACGUUUUUCCAUGUACUCCUUCUUACCAUUUCCCUACCGAUAAUUGUCUUGCAAUUUGGCCGCAGCUACAAACCACUUGUUAAAUCAGAAGUUUUCUAGCAAAUGGAUCAGCGAAAGCAAUUCGAGAACUCGUUGGACACAUCUCGAGCUGUGUGUGGCCAAGUGCAAAUUUUACUCAGAAAACUACGCAAAAAUAAUUACAUACCUUGCUCUAUAAUUUGAUUCUGCUUCAGAGUGUUGUUUAAAUUGGUUGAUGGCGCGAAAAGAACGAUAAUAUUCUCCGGAGAGGCACCGUAUUUCAGGAUAACACCGCGAUCCGGGAGUUCUGAUUUUACCGUAAUGGAUUUCAAUACCGAUUUCCUGAAAAAUUACUUCUUAUCCCAGUUUACAGGUGAUUGUUUCUUCACAGAACAAUUUUAUCACAAUUGAAAUAUUUUCGCUACACAACUAUUUGCUAUUUUACUUAAUUUGAACGCUCAAUUUCAAAUAAGCUUCUCGAACGAUUGUUCUAUGCGUUCAGAGUGAAAAAAUAUUCUAAAUUUUCAUCCUCGCCUACUAUGAUAUGUUUUUACUGUUUUUACUGUUUCCAUAGCUGUAGCGUCACACCAGGACAGUUAACAUUGAGCGCUUGCGGUGCCCGAGCCGAAAUGUUUCACGUUACAUGUAGUGUCGGUAACACCAGAUAGCACACUGAUCGACCAUACUUCAAGAUGGCCAUAUUCAUUGAAAGCCUUGCGGGAAAUCGCUGAAAAAAGAAAUUACAGGAUUGUGUAUGAGACUUGGUAUGAGAUGGUCAUGCUGGUGACAUUAAAAAUGCAACAAUUUUCACACGCGAACUACACCAUCCGCGAAUAAAUUUUAACCGGUAAAUACUAUCUAUUUAUGGCAGGAUCCAUGUAGUCCUGCAAAUGGAUAGUUUUUAUGGUUGGCCACAUUUUUAUUAUCACUAUUAUUCACUAAUCUCAUAUCUCCAUUUUUCUGAUUUUUACUUUUUCGAUUCCGGAAGUAGAAAAAUCUCCUCUUAUUACAAAAUUCGAGACACGAAUUUUAUUCUAACCCUUACACAGCCAGUAUCGGAAACCAUCCUGGAAAACACUGCAGUUAUUCUUGAGUGAAAGAAGACACGAAGACAGAAAACUAGCAAAUUUAUUCAAAUGGCUUAGAUACACAAAUUAGAGCCUCAAAUUGUUUACUUUUUCUUUCGUUUAUAGCUCAUUUGCUUUUACGUUUGCUGCUUAACUUUUUGAAUAAUAUACUAGUUGAAAUUAUUGACCAGUGUUAAAGUGUCGUCGUUAUAAUCUUUUUGCUUUUAUCUUCAGUUUCAUAGAAAUAUUGCUCUACCAGCUUACUUCGAAUAUCGUCUAUCAAAUUCAAGCAACAAAUUUAUUUAAUUUGAUAAAUUCAAUUUGUCAUAUUGUAACUGUCGGGUAACCCAUCGAAUCAGAACUACAAAAACAACCAGUCCCUUCGAAGUAACAAACAGUCGUGCGGUUCUGGAAUGAUCGCUGAUCGAUUCACGUCCUCCUCAUUUUCUACGUUAGUAAAUAGUAAGAACACUCAAAAUCUGCAAAACACUUUAGCCAAUCGUUGUAUAGCAAUCCUAAAACAAAAUAUGAACUAAAUUAUCAGCUCGGAAAUCCUUUCAAAAAGGUCUCCCUUCCGAGGUAGCUGCAAAAAUUUAAAACAAUUAAUAAAAUAAACAAAAAAUAAAAACCGUCCCUCGGUCACGUCACGUGACCGACCGGGUGUGCGGUACUCUCGAAUCAAAUUCGGCCCCUGCAGAUAUACGAUCAUGAUUUUUUUUUGGUUAGGCAAUGUAAGACAAAAAGCAACGGAUCAUUUUCCCUAGGAUAAUUAUCUUCGGUUUUAGAGCUUUCUAGUAGUGAAAAUUAAUUAGUUCGUUCAGUUUUCUCGUAUUAGCGCGUGUAGAGGGAAGUCGACAAGUCACGCUUCAAGUAGUCGCUUGAGUUUGUGUGAUGUCGACGAUUGGCGAUCAUUUGGGGGGGAGAAAUUCGGGAAACAUGUUUCGUUAACGGAAUGGUUUGAUUUGACUAGUUAUUCACCCUAGUAACAAUAUAGGUUUUAUGGUAGUUUUAUAGCUACUUAUAAAACUUAGAUUGCACUUGUAGUAUGCUAUAAAACUUCAAUUGUUACUUGGGCAGUUACUUUACAUUUAGCGGUGUAGUGAUUUAAGUACACAAAUAAACGAUGAUCAAAUGUCAUUGGAUUGGAAACGAUAGGGCGGAAAAGAAUAUCCGACUUAGUAAAUCAAUUGUAUGAUUUAAUUGCAUUUAAAAGUGAAAGUGUAACAGAGGGUGAGAAAAAAAGGAAAACGCAAGCGUUAGAAUAUAACAGUAAAGAUAAUGAUAUAUUUAAGUAUUUAAAAAAGCAUUAAUAUAAAAAGUGGAAAAGCUAAAUAUAUUCUACAAUAUAGCUCGAAUCUCUUUUUUUGAUAAAACAUAAUAAUUAGUACUAUUAUUAUUACUAUUAUUACAACAAACCAAGUACGUUUGCGAGUUCAGAAUUAAGGUAAAACAAAUAAAAAAGGCGAAAAAAAACAAAAGCUGCAUGUAUUGAAUUGAUUUUUUUCUAAUAAUCUAAAUGCACUAUUGUACACGUCGAUUAAAACGAGUGGAGAAUUAACAAAUCUAUUGUGGUACGAUAGAACAGAUACUAUACUCUUAUUCUCUCUCAAACACAAACACACGCAAGUCUGCUAUUUAGCUGAAAAGAUUUUGGAAGCGCAUGGCACCGAAAAGCAGAUAAGUGUGCAGUACAAGUGAAGGAUUCGUUUUCCGUGUCCUCCCACCUCAACCCAUUGCAAACACAGAAAAAAAACGAAAUGAAGAAAACAUACAAUGCGCGGCGUGGUUACAGAAUUGUUAAGGAACGAAGGAAAGCGAUAUCGUAAUAUUAAUAAUAAUAAUGUUAUCAAAUAUUAUUGUUUUUAUUGAGAAGAUGAAAAUACAACAACCACAAAAAUAAACAAAAAAAAAAGGAACACGAAAAAGGUUGAUUGAUAGUGAAAGUUCACGCAUUCGUAUGCGUUUUGGAGAACGAUUCAAAAAUGCAUUCAACCGUUUGCAUAAACCUUGACGUCGGAUCGGCAAAAGUAGUAACUUGUACAAAUAGAAUAGAGCGAUCGGUCUGUGAACCGUAGGUUGCUAUUUUUUCGAACAUUGAACAUUUUUUCGAAACGUGUAUAUUACCUUUUUUGACCCUAGGCGAUAGGCGAUAAUUCAGCAGAAAAUUAUCUUUGAUUACAUAAGAGUACGGUAUUGCAUUUGAAAUCACAAGUAAACGAAAAACAUUGAGAAGCUCAUAAACGAUAAGGAAAAGAUUAACACUACUAUGGGCUAACAAAGAGUUAGGAAGUAACGUGACAACUGCCCAUGAAAUGCCUGAAAUCUAUUCGUUCUGAGCCAGUUUUACCGAGCAAAAGUUGUGAGCUGUAGAAUUUUGAACUAGACAGCGAGAACGAGACGGGUGAUGAUGAUGAUGAAUAACACACACACACACACUCACGUAACACAUAUUAAGUUCAAUGCCAACUAACUAAAGAUAUGUCAAACUAAAAUUAAAGUCAAAAUUGUCUACAAACUGAAAGUUACUUCCCUUUCGUAUUAAUCGAACUGAUGCCGCAAGCAUGAAAGAAAACACUCGAUAACAACAAUAUAAUCAACCAAUACAAAUUUGAAAUUUUCGUUCCAAAUUAUUCCGAAAUUAAUGAAAGAGAGAAAAUAUCCUAGGAAUAAGUAAUAUUUAAAGCUAUAUGUUGUUAAUUUCCUUCCAAAAUAGUCACGUUGGGAAAAGAAUAACUAAACGGAUAGCGAAAAAGCAAUUCAGUUUGAAAUUAAAAUUUAAUUUCUGUGAAAUUGUGCGAAAUAUUAUUUCUUUUUAUUUAAAAAGCCCAACUUCAACGAUUUCGGCGUCCGACAUCUACUUAAAAACGAGAUACCAACGAAGUGAAUAUUAAACGAUACUAUCUCUUUCCAACAUUUGGCAACUGAUACUAAUGUAAAUUUCUCCCAAUAAUUAUUUUUUUCCUGGAAGAACGUCUCGGCUCUAACAGUUAAUUUUUGGUUUGACAUACCGCAAUAAAAUAAGAGUCAUAAGAAGCUUGGAAAAUAUGAAGAAAAAAAAAUCUACAACUAUUAAAUCUAAGAGUACCAACAUUUACCUACGCAUAAUGAAAAACAAACACAGUGAAAACAGGCAAACAAAAUAAAAACGAAUGUAAUGAAUUUGACACUUAUACUUACAUUUACAUACUGAUGAUGAAGUGUUUAUUGGGAGUCAAGAGUCCGAUGCGCGUGGUUUGUGUUAAUGAAUAACAACAUGUUGUAGAUCGAACAGUAGGCUCUGAGUUUUGCAGCAUACAGACAGACAGACUGAUAGUGUUCCCCGCCAGAAACAAAAAAUUGGUUGUAGAAUCCCCUCCAGCAUCAAAGUUACUGUGUUGAGAGGCUGAACGCACGAAACACGGAUCCCGGAGGGUUGUUUGGCAUAUGUCCGGCAUCGAUCGUCUGUGUCUCCUAAGUCAACUUGAUAAUUGUCCCCAAGAUACAAUGUCACUUUCCUAGUUCUGAGAUUACUUGCCAUAUAUUCACGAAAUCGAACUAAGAAGCGCGAAUUUGGCUAACUCAACCUUUGCACCGGAUAUGAUUGUUAUAUUAACGAUUAUGUUGUUGGUGUCUAAACAAACCGCCCCCUCCGGUAUUGGUGUUUCGAACGUUCGCACCGUAGAACAUAACUCCAAAACCUAGACACCACCCCGCUAAGUUAUGCCGGAUCUCGGAUCCAAAAUCAUCCUAAUAGAAUCGUAGCUAUGUAGCAGGUAGAAGGUUUGAAGUUUAAGUACAAACGGAACGUUUUGAUGGUAGAAAUAACAGUUUGUGAUUAAAAGUUUACUAAUUUUGAAACACACCCUCUCGAGAACCCUAUACAAGCCAGCAAACAACCACACAACAGUUUUAGUCCAACCGAGCGCAUCGCGUACACAACCAAGACUUCGUCGAGAUAUUACAUAUAAACAGUUUGCAUUCAGGACGGAUGAUACCCGCAAUUCAACACGGUGAGGAGCAAAGUUUCGCAUUACAUACAUAUAUACACAUAUAUAGCUCCGGCCUGUGCGUAUCAUCGUAUCUGUAAGGAGAAUCAUUUACCUUUCUUAUCUGGCUUCAGUUUCCAGAGUUCUCAUCCGAUAAGGGGUUGCAUUUCAUCCUUGGGCUCAUUUCAGAAGGGGUUUUUCAUACUUUCCUUUCCAUUUCGAAUUCAUUGCAUCUACAAUAUCAUUAAUAUAGUUUUUAUGGUGAAGAUUUACGUUAUUUUUUGUAUAUUAUGUAUAAAUAUAAGCAACAUAAACAUUGUUCCUUUAAUGAAGAGAAAUACAAACACUGGAGAGUGAAAUUUAUUUGAAGCAAAAAAAGCGAAUAUUUGCGUGAGAAAAAUGCAAAAAAAAACUGAACUACUGUACAUUUGAAUUGCUUUAAUUAAUGGUGGAGAGAGAACGGAAACAUAAACGCGAGAAAUAGAUUUUUUUAAAUAAUUUGAUAUAUUUUAUGUUUUAGCUUUUAAGUUCUUUUUAUUAAUUAUUUUAUUGUGUAACAACAUUAUUUUGGAAUGUUUCUUGAGAAAAGAUAAA
Messenger RNA from Topomyia yanbarensis, 21183 nucleotides. RefSeq lists its product as uncharacterized. Gene Ontology annotation, biological process: regulation of transcription by RNA polymerase II. Gene Ontology annotation, molecular function: protein dimerization activity; DNA-binding transcription factor activity, RNA polymerase II-specific; RNA polymerase II cis-regulatory region sequence-specific DNA binding. The coding region runs from base 1344 to 3233 and encodes 629 amino acids. The transcript has 4 exons. Lineage: Eukaryota; Metazoa; Arthropoda; Insecta; Diptera; Culicidae. The record is from RefSeq and is a predicted model, not a curated record. Gene Ontology annotation, cellular component: nucleus.